AAUCAGACCAACAAUAUCGCAGAAGAAUUAUUGUUUGUCCCCGUUGUCUGGAUACCGAAUCGAUUUUACACCACCGCAAGCUUCGGCUUUAUACUCCAGCUCUGAAUGGCUCUAAAAAUAAAAAUAAAAGCGAAUAACGUUCGAACAUUCUGUUUUCAAAUGUUUAAAAGUUAACAAGAGUCUAGGGGAAUCUCAAAAUGGCUUCGAUUUUGCCCGCUGGAUUGCGAAAUGGGGUAAAAGGCCUCGACGCCAACCGCUAUGCCACCAAGAAGACCGUGGCCCAAGGCAUGCUGGACAUCGCGCUGCUCACUUCCAAUGCGUCACAGCUGAAGUACGUGCUCCAAGUUGGCCCCAAGCACGAGUUCUACACGUUGCUGGUCGUUCUCAUCUCUGUUUCUUUAGUGCUGCAGCUGCUGGUUGGUUUGCUUUUCGUCGUCAUCGGCGGCUUGGACCUGAAUGACGACGACGACCAACCCUCGGCGGUGAUCCUCAAUGACGUCAUAGUCAUUUUCAUAUUCGUCAUUUCAGUGGUCAAUGUCGUCAUAUCAGCGUUCGGUUUAGAAUACUCAAACAGCCCUUUGAUUUUAGAACGCCUUAAUUAUAUUAAUAAUGAAUAUCUAAGGAAAGGAAAUGGCACUGUUUCUUGAAAGUUAUCGGUGGCAAACGAUUUUAUGGUAAUUACCAGUAAGGCCGCAAUUAUAGUAUUAAUAAAUGGGGGCUCAAAUGUAUUUCAAAAGAUAGGUAAUAAGUACUUAGGUAACCUGGAAAAAAUACUUAUAUUUCGUUUAAUAGUAUAUUCCUAGAUUUUUCACGUGAAGUUUUACUCUAUGCAGGCGAGCGCGGGAGUUUUGGCAAUAAUCAUAUCAUUCAUGGACAAUGAGGGAAGCCAUAGAGAGAAGAAGAUCGCCGAUUGGCUGUAUCAUGGUUCGGUGGGGCUCAUGACAUGCGCAGUUUUUUGUGACGUCAUCAAAAUGACGU
Molecule: messenger RNA, 978 nt
Organism: Cydia strobilella
Lineage: Eukaryota; Metazoa; Arthropoda; Insecta; Lepidoptera; Tortricidae
Product: ninjurin-2
Exons: 3
Coding region: 198-647 (149 amino acids)
Biological process (GO): tissue regeneration; cell adhesion
Cellular component (GO): membrane
Source: RefSeq, a predicted model, not a curated record